Messenger RNA from Spodoptera littoralis (African cotton leafworm), 897 nucleotides. NCBI's taxonomy places the organism in Eukaryota, Metazoa, Arthropoda, Insecta, Lepidoptera, Noctuidae. The record is from the annotation of a GenBank genome assembly.
AUGCAGCACGAUGACGUGGUGUGGGCUAUUAUCAACAAAACACAUUGCUCCCAUAAAGUAACGACAAAAACACAGCAGUUUUGUCGAAAUGAGUACAACUUGACCGGUUUAUGCAGUAGGGCGUCCUGUCCGCUUGCUAACAGUAAAUAUGCAACCAUCCGGGAGGAGAAUGGUAUUAUUUAUUUAUAUAUGAAGACAGCAGAAAGAGUAAUGUUUCCUGCAAAACAAUGGGAGAAAGUGAAACUAUCAAGAAACUUUGAGAAGGCAAUAUAUCAAAUAAAUGAAAAUCUUUUAUACUGGCCAGCUUUUAUAAAAGCAAAAUGCAAACAGAGAUUUGUCAAAAUAACACAGUACCUUAUAAGGAUGAGAAAACUCAAAUUGAGGAGAGUGAAAGAACUGGUCCCAAUACAGCGUAAGAUAGAGAGACGAGAGAGAAGAAGGGAAGAGAAGGCCUUAGUAGCUGCUAGAAUAGACAAUGCUAUUGAGAAACAGCUGCUUGAGAGACUGAAGAAGGGCACAUACAACGACAUCUACAACUUCCCACAAAUGGCGUUCGACUCGGCGCUCAAAGCGGAAGAGAUAUCGAGUGAGAGUGAGAAAGAAGAUGAAGAAGAGGAGGAAGAAGAAAGAGAGAUGGAACCGGAAUUGGAGAGGGAACUGGAGAGGACUGUGGAACAAGCUGACGAGUUUGUUGAAGCCGAUAGUGAAAUGGACAGUGAUGAGGAUUCGGACUCCGGGAAGAAAGAAGGUGCGGAUGUAGGAAGCGACUUCGAGUCUGAAACAUCAGAUAUUGAGGAUAUUGCUGAAAGGGUACCACAGAAGAAGAAGGCUCGUGUUGAAAUUGAAUACGAAACGGAACCAGUAGCCAGUGUAUCGAAAAAGAAAAUAAAACAUUGA